CUAUAAUUCGUGAUUUAAAUCGAAAAAUGUAAUUUUGUAAAUUAUAAAGUGGUGAAUAUUAUUUAGUGGAUGUCACCACUAAUUAUAAUGUUGCAGGGGACUGCUUUGGCUUAGACUACUACGAUGGCCGAAGCAGAGGGAGGAUCAGAACAAGAUGAUGUUUCAUUUUUACGAACGGAAGACAUGGUAUGUCUUUCGUGUACUGCUACAGGAGAAAGGGUUUGCUUAGCUGCUGAAGGAUUUGGUAAUAGACAUUGCUUUCUGGAAAAUAUUGCUGAUAAGAAUAUACCUCCAGACUUAUCCCAAUGUGUUUUUGUAAUCGAGCAAGCUCUGUCAGUAAGAGCCCUACAGGAGUUAGUUACAGCUGCAGGAAGUGAAACGGGCAAGGGAACAGGCUCAGGUCAUAGAACGUUGCUUUAUGGUAACGCAAUUCUCUUGCGGCAUCAAAAUAGUGACAUGUACUUGGCUUGUUUGUCCACGAGUUCAAGUAACGAUAAGUUGGCCUUUGACGUUGGUUUACAAGAGCAUAGUCAAGGGGAGGCAUGCUGGUGGACUGUACACCCUGCUAGCAAACAAAGGUCUGAAGGAGAAAAGGUCAGAGUGGGUGACGAUUUAAUUUUGGUAUCUGUAGCAACAGAGAGAUAUUUGCACACCACUAAAGAAAACGAAGUAUCUAUCGUAAAUGCUAGUUUCCACGUGACCCAUUGGUCAGUCCAGCCCUACGGUACCGGUAUGUCUCGUAUGAAGUAUGUAGGAUACGUUUUCGGUGGAGAUGUGCUGCGUUUUUUCCAUGGUGGCGAUGAAUGUCUUACAAUACCAUCCACCUGGUCUACAGAGGCAGCUCAUAAUAUUGUCAUCUACGAAGGAGGCAGCGUUAUGUCUCAAGCCCGAUCAUUGUGGCGCUUAGAACUGGCGAGGACAAAGUGGGCGGGUGGUUUUAUUAAUUGGCUUCACCCAAUGCGUAUCCGUCACUUGACCACAGGCCGCUAUUUAAGUGUUAAUGAACAAAACGAAUUGUGCCUGGUAACUAGGGAAGAGGCUACGACUGCUUCAUCUGCUUUCUGUUUGCGACAAGAAAAAGAUGAUCAGAAGAUUGUGCUGGAAGAAAAGGAUUUGGAAGUAAUCGGUGCUCCGAUUAUCAAAUAUGGAGAUUCCACAGUGAUUGUACAACAUUCAGAGACCGGAUUGUGGUUAUCAUAUAAAUCCUACGAAACGAAGAAAAAGGGCGUAGGUAAAGUAGAAGAAAAACAAGCAGUGUUGCAUGAGGAAGGAAAAAUGGAUGACGGAUUGGACUUCAGUAGAAGUCAAGAAGAAGAGUCAAGGACAGCUCGUGUUAUUCGUAAAUGUAGUUCUCUGUUCACCCAAUUUAUUAAUGGCUUGGAGACGUUGCAGAUGAAUAGACGACAUUCCUUGUUUUUCGCCAGUGUUCACUUGAACGAAAUGGUAAUGUGUUUGGAAGAUCUUAUUAAUUAUUUCGCCCAGCCAGAAGAUGAUAUGGAACACGAAGAGAAACAAAACAAACUCCGUGCUCUACGUAACCGUCAGGACUUGUUUCAAGAAGAGGGAAUUUUGAAUUUAAUUCUAGAAGCAAUUGAUAAAAUAAAUGUGAUAACUUCCCAAGGAUUCUUGGCGACCUUGGCCGGUGAUCAGAGUUGGGAAAUGAUUUCUGGUUACUUGUAUCAAUUGUUAGCUGCUAUAAUAAAGGGAAACCACACCAAUUGUGCCCAAUUUGCCAAUUCUAACAGAUUGAAUUGGUUAUUUUCACGUUUGGGGUCUCAAGCUUCCAGCGAAGGCACCGGCAUGUUAGAUGUACUUCAUUGUGUUCUCAUUGAUUCACCAGAAGCUCUAAAUAUGUUAAGUGAUGAACAUAUUAAAGUGAUUAUAUCACUAUUGGAAAAGCACGGAAGAGACCCAAAAGUGUUGGAUGUGCUAUGUUCGCUAUGCGUUGGUAAUGGAGUAGCUGUACGUAGUUCACAGAACAAUAUCUGCGAUUUUCUUUUGCCGGGUAAAAAUUUGCUAUUGCAAACGCAAUUAGUCGAUCUUGUGGCGAGCAUUCGUCCGAAUAUAUUUGUGGGCAGAGUAGAAGGGAGUGCCAUUUACCAAAAAUGGUACUUCGAGGUGACUGUUGACCAUUGGGAACAAACUACUCAUAUGAUGCCCCAUUUACGAAUUGGUUGGGCCAAUACAAAAGGUUAUAUACCGUAUCCAGGUGGAGGUGAGAAAUGGGGUGGCAAUGGCGUUGGCGAUGAUCUAUAUUCGUUCGGAUUUGAUGGAGCUUUCCUUUGGACUGGCGGUCGAAAUACUAAAGUUGUUGAUAAUAUAAUAGAACCUUUCAUUAGAAAAGGUGAUGUGGUUGGGUGUGCACUGGAUCUGACUGUACCGUCGAUAUCAUUCUCAUUUAAUGGGGCUCCUGUCAGUGGUAGUUUCAGAAAUUUUAAUUUGGAUGGAAUGUUUUUUCCAGUCAUCAGUUGUUCUUCUAAAUUAAGUUGUCGGUUUUUGUUGGGAGGCGAUAAUGGUCGCUUAAAGUAUAUUCCACCAGAAGAAUUUUCUCCCCUUGUGGAAAGUCUGUUACCACAACAAGUUCUUAGUCUCGAUCCAUGUUUUUAUUUUGGGAAUCUAAACAAAUGUGUACUGGCAGGCCCGUGGCUUGUAGAGGACGAUGUUGCCUUUGUACCAGGCCCUGUCGAUACAAGUAUGGUGACAUUGCCUAAUUAUAUAGAAUCAAUAAGGGAUAAACUAGCCGAGAAUAUUCACGAAAUGUGGGCCAUGAAUAAAAUCGAGGCUGGCUGGCAAUGGGGCGAUUAUCGUGAUGACUUGAGACACAUUCACCCUUGUCUUGUGCCUUUUGAGAAACUACCAGCAGCUGAAAAAAGAUACGAUUCACAAUUGGCUGUACAAACGUUAAAGACUAUAAUUGCUCUGGGUUAUCACGUUACUAUGGAUAAGCCCCCGUCACGUAUCAAGACUGUACGUCUUCCCAAUGAACCUUUUAUGCAGGCGAAUGGUUAUAAACCUGCUCCUUUGGAUUUGAGUGCUAUUAUUUUGACCCCGAAAAUGGAAGAACUUGUUGACCAGUUAGCCGAAAAUACACAUAAUCUAUGGGCAAAAGAACGAAUAUUACAAGGGUGGACUUACGGCUUGAACGAGGAUCCCGAUAUGAAACGUAGUCCUCAUUUGGUACCUUAUGCUAAAGUAGAUGAAGCAAUUAAGAAAGCUAACAGGGACACUGCAUCAGAAACUGUGAGAACCCUACUUGUUUAUGGAUAUAAUUUGGAUCCGCCUACUGGCGAGCAACAUGAAGCUAUGCUAGCGGAAGCUGCAAGAUUGCGUCAGUCAGAUUUUCGAACCUACCGCGCUGAGAAGAAUUACGCAGUUAGCUCAGGAAAAUGGUACUUCGAAUUUGAGAUUUUAACAGCUGGUCCCAUGAGAGUAGGAUGGGCCAAAGCGGACUGCGCUCCUGGUAAUAUGUUAGGAUCUGAUGAAAACACUUGGGCAUUUGAUGGAUACAGUAUGCGUAAAGUUCACGGUGGAGUUAGUGAAUUAUUUGGAAUUAAAUAUCAAGUAGGAGAUAUUAUAGGCAUUUUUCUAGACGAAAUCGAUCACACCAUUAGUUUCUCCCUAAAUGGAGAGUUACUUAUGGAUGCAUUGGGGGGCGAAACGACAUUCGCUGACGUCCACGGAGACAACUUUGUUCCCGCUUGUACCCUUAACGUUGGUCAAAAAGCUAAACUUAAUUUCGGACAAGAUGUUUCCACCCUCAAAUUCUUUACAACGUGCGGCCUUCAAGAGGGCUAUGAACCUUUCUGUGUCAAUAUGAAACGGCCGGUCACUUAUUGGUACACGAAAGAUCAGCCAAUUUUCGAAAACACGGACGACAUACCCGAUACAAAAAUUGACGUGACUCGAAUUCUGGCCGGUUCAGACAGUCCGCCGUGCUUGAAGAUUAGCCACAAUACGUUCGAAACGAUGGAAAAGGCCAACUGGGAAUUUUUAAGACUUAGUUUGCCAGUUAUUUGCCAUUCGGAAUUUAUAACAGAAGAAGAGAAAAGUAGGAGAUGGCAAGAAAUAAAAAUUCGACAGCAUAGAUUGAGAGCUGAAGCUAAUCAAACAACACCAGCACAUAUAGAGCAAAUAAUGAAAAGUGGAUUUUCCAUUAGCGACUUAAAAGGUUUACAUCGUAAUUAUUCUGAAGAUGCUGUGGAAGCAGACGAAGUAAUGAAUAAGCCGACAAAUAAAUCGACGAAGAGUAUGCCACCCAGGCCACCUAGGAAAGGUUCCCUAUCAAGAAAUGUUUACGAAGUAGAACAAGGUCUAGAGGCAUCAAGUGGUAAGAUUAAUCGAUCAACCAGUGAACUCGAUUUGCAUAGAUAUCAUGGUUUACAUCGUAAUUAUUCUGAAGAUGCUGUGGAAGCAGACGAAGUAAUGAAUAAGCCGACAAAUAAAUCGACGAAGAGUAUGCCACCCAGGCCACCUAGGAAAGGUUCCCUAUCAAGAAAUGUUUACGAAGUAGAACAAGGUCUAGAGGCAUCAAGUGGUAAGAUUAAUCGAUCAACCAGUGAACUCGAUUUGCAUAGAUAUCAUGACACAAGUCUUCAGACCAAUAAUCAAGAAAAAACAGACGACAAGAAAAAACGAGGCCGUUCACCUUUCAGAUUUUUCUCUCGUAAGAGGGAAGCAAGUGGCGACCGUUCAAAAGAAAGAACAAAAGGCAAGGCAAAAACGCCUGAACAGGAACACGGUAGGCGUGGUGGUUUGAAUCCGCAUGCUCGAACCGUUAGUGGAAUGCCGUCUCCCAUGUUAGCUCGUAGCCCUACCGUUAGGAUGGGAUCACAGACGGAUCUUAAAAUUCAGCCCCCAUCUGUCCCAGAUCGUCAACAGAAACAAAUGUCUGUGCCACAAACAUCAGAUGUUGAAUCGAUCGGAAAUGAAGUGUUUGAUUCAGAAUGUUUAAAGCUUAUUAACGAAUAUUUCUACGGUGUACGCAUAUUUCCUGGUCAAGAUCCUACUCAUAUUUACAUCGGUUGGGUAACCACUCAGUACCAUUUGCACUCCAAAGAUUUCAACCAAAGUCAAGUAAGGAAGGCCUCGGUUAUAUUAAUUGAUAAUUAUGAUCGAGUUGUGGACUGUGUCGACCGCCAGGCAUGUUACAUGGUUCGAGCGGAUGAAUUGUACAAUCAGGUAACUCAAGAUGCUACAGGAAAAGGUGCUUCGCAGGGCAUGUUUAUAGGCUGCUUUAUAGAUGCUGCAACUGGUAUUAUAUCGUUUACUUGCGAAGGAAAGGAGACUAAACACCGAUUUAAGAUGGAACCGAAUACAAAGCUAUUUCCUGCUAUAUUUGUGGAGGCAACCAGCAAAGAAAUUUUACAAAUUGAACUAGGUCGAACGGCCACAACAUUGCCCCUUUCAGCUGCCAUUCUGCAAAACAGCGCUAAACACGUCACACCCCAAUUUCCUCCCAGACUCAAGGUGCAAUGUCUUAAUCCACAUCAUUGGGCCAGAGUGCCGAAUCAGAAUUUACAAGUUCACGCUCUUAAACUGUCAGAUAUCAGAGGUUGGUCAAUGCUUUGCGAAGAUCCUGUUUCGAUGUUAGCCUUGCACAUACCUGAAGAAGACAGAUGUAUGGACAUACUGGAACUGAUCGAAUUGGAAAAAUUGCUCAGCUUCCACGCUCACACUCUCACUUUAUAUGCAGCUUUGUGUUAUCAAAGCAACUACCGAGCUGCGCACGUCUUGUGCAAACACGUUGACCAAAAACAGUUAUUGUACGCUAUCAAAUCCGAAUAUAUGAGCGGACCUUUACGGCAAGGAUUUUAUGACUUAUUGAUUGCUAUCCAUUUGGAAUCUACUGCGACGACCAUGGAGGUUUGUAAGAACGAGUAUGUUAUUCCACUAGGACAGGAAUUAAAAGAUUUAUAUGAAGAACCUGAAAUGGGUCAUAGCUUGAGAAGGCUCAAAGUUGAAUCGGUAAUACCUAUAAUGAAAAUGAGUGAUAUUGGGUAUGUUGCAAGACUUUUUACGCCCCUUUUGAAGCUUGUCGAUCGGCUUUUAUUGGUGGGAAAUUUACGCGAUGAAGACGUCGAAAAGUUGCUGAUUAUGAUUGAUCCGGAAACGUGGGAUCCUUUAUUCGAAAAAGACGGCAAGGAUGAACAUCGUAAAGGGCUUUUACAAAUGAAGAUGGCCGAAGGUGCGAAACUGCAGAUGUGCUACUUGUUACAACAUCUUAAUGAUGUACAGCUCAGGCAUAGGGUCGAAUCUAUCAUUGCUUUCAGUCAUGAUUUCGUGGGUGAUUUACAGACAGAUCAACUGAGAAGAUACAUUGAAAUUAAACAAUCUGAUUUGCCGUCUGCAGUUGCUGCUAAGAAAACUAAGGAGUUUAGGUGUCCUCCCAAAGAACAAAUGAACACAAUUUUGGGCUUUAAAAACUUGGAAGAAGAUGACAAAGAAAACUGUCCGAUUGGAGAAGAUUUAUGUGAUAGACUAAGAGGAUUUCAUGAUGGUUUAAUGUCCCAAGUGUCCCUUAAUGCUCUUCAGGUCCCUCAAGAUGCUGAAAAUCCUGAUGAUCAGCAAAAACCGAAUCCUUUCAAACGUUUAUAUAAUCUGAUUAAUGCUGUAAAAGAAUUGGAGGAAGAGCCAAAAGAGGAACCAGAACCUGAACGUAAAAUGCCUGAGGAAGUAUUUAGAAAAGUUUUAAUAGCCACAGUUGUUAGGUGGGCUGAAGAAGCUCAAAUUGAAACUCCCAAACUAGUACGAGAAAUGUUCAGUUUAUUGGUUCGUCAAUAUGAUUCGGUUGGAGCCCUUAUACGAGCUCUCCAAAAAACUUACGUAAUAAAUGCAAAAACCAAACUAGACGUGGCUGAAAUGUGGGUAGGACUGAGCCAAAUUAGGACCCUGCUACCUGUACAGAUGUCUCAAGAAGAAGAGGAACUAAUGAGGGAACGGUUAUGGAAACUUGUAAAUAAUCACACAUUCUUUCAACAUCCUGAUCUUAUUCGUAUUCUUCGCAUACACGAGAACGUUAUGGCUGUAAUGAUCAACACAUUAGGAAGAAGAUCCCAGCAACAGGCCCAACCUGCUGAAGGAGAAACUGUCACAAAAGAAAAGGACACUUCUCAUGAGAUGGUAGUGGCGUGUUGUCGAUUUUUAUGUUAUUUUUGUCGUACUGGUAGACAGAAUCAAAAAGCGAUGUUCGAACAUUUCGACUUUUUAUUGGAAAAUAGCAAUAUUUUACUGUCCAGACCUAGUUUAAGGGGAUCAACACCUUUAGAUGUGGCCUACUCUUCUUUAAUGGAAAAUACUGAGUUGGCAUUAGCUCUAAGAGAACAUUAUUUGGAGAAAAUUGCUAUAUAUUUGUCACGAUGUGGCUUGCAGUCAAAUUCUGAGUUAGUAGAAAAAGGAUAUCCAGAUUUAGGUUGGGAUCCUGUGGAAGGAGAAAGAUAUCUCGAUUUUCUUCGAUUCUGUGUGUGGGUCAAUGGUGAAAGUGUAGAGGAAAAUGCAAACCUAGUCAUUCGUUUAUUAAUUCGUAGACCUGAAUGUUUGGGUCCAGCCUUAAGAGGUGAAGGUGAAGGACUUUUAAGGGCGAUUAUAGAUGCAAACAAGAUGUCAGAGCGUAUUUCGGAUCGCAGAAAAAUGAUGGAAGAAGCAGAAGGUACCGUAAAUAUGCCACAAUUUUCGCAUCCUUUACCAGAGAGUGAUGAAGAUGAAGACUACAUCGAUACAGGGGCAGCUAUUUUAAAUUUCUAUUGCACUCUUGUCGAUCUUUUGGGUCGAUGUGCUCCUGACGCUUCUGUAAUUGCGUUGGGCAAAAAUGAAUCUUUAAGAGCUCGUGCAAUUCUGCGAUCCCUCGUACCGCUGGAAGACUUACAAGGUGUCUUAAGUUUGAGGUUUACUCUUCAGAAUCCUGCAGCUGGGGAAGAGAGACCGAAAUCCGAUAUGCCCUCAGGUUUAAUUCCUGCUCAUAAACAGAGCGUUGUUUUAUUUCUUGAACGCGUAUAUGGCAUAGAAACCCAAGAGCUGUUUUACAAACUAUUGGAAGAAGCAUUCUUGCCAGAUCUAAGGGCUGCAACCAUGUUAGACAGAAAUGACGGUAGCGAAUCUGAUAUGGCUCUCAGUAUGAAUCGCUACAUUGGCAAUUCUAUAUUACCUCUUCUAAUUAAACACAGUAACUUUUACAACGAAGCAGAAAAUUAUGCGCCGCUUUUAGAUGCAAGUCUUCACACUGUUUACCGUCUAUCAAAGAACCGCAUGCUUACCAAGGGUCAAAGAGAAUGCGUGUCUGACUUUUUGGUCGCGCUUACCAGCCAAAUGCAGCCUUCAAUGUUGCUAAAGUUGCUCCGAAAGCUUACGAUCGACGUUUCGAACCUAUCCGAAUACACGACCGUAGCUUUAAGACUAUUGACAUUGCAUUACGAACGUUGCACACGUUAUUAUGGUUCAACUACCGGUCAAGGGCUUUACGGGACAUCGUCGGAUGAGGAGAAGCGGCUGACGAUGAUGCUUUUUUCGAAUAUUUUCGAUUCUUUAAGUAAAAUGGAUUACGAUCCCGAGUUGUUCGGAAAAGCACUACCGUGUCUUAUUGCAAUUGGAUGUGCUCUGCCACCAGAUUAUUCGUUGUCUAAAAACUAUGACGACGAAUGGUAUGCCAAUAAGAGUUCAACAACAGGACCCAAUGGGCCUUAUAAUCCCCAGCCAAUCAAUACGUUAUCUAUUCAACUAAAUAACGACUUGAAUCAAAUCGUACAAAAGUUUUCUGAACAUUACCACGACGCUUGGGCUUCACGUAAACUUGAAAAUAGUUGGCAAUAUGGUGAGAACUGGUCCGAAACUAAUAAAACACAUCCAAGACUUAAACCUUAUCACAUGCUGAACGAUUAUGAAAAAGAAAGGUAUAAGGAACCUGUUCGAGAAUCCUUAAAAGCCCUUUUAGCAAUCGGGUGGACAGUGGAACAUUCAGAAGUGGACGUGCCCAUGAGCAAUAGGAGCUCGGUCAGAAGACAGUCAAAAUCGGGAGAAUCAAGUUCACCAUUUAAUUAUAACCCACAUCCGGUUGACAUGACUAACCUUACAUUGUCUCGAGAAAUGCAAAACAUGGCAGAACGUUUAGCUGAAAAUGCUCAUGAUAUUUGGGCAAAGAAGAAAAAGGAAGAAUUGACUACAUGUGGAGGAGGUAUUCAUCCUCAACUAGUGCCCUAUGAUCUGUUGACUGAUAAAGAAAAGAAAAAGGACAGAGAACGAUCCCAAGAAUUUUUAAAAUAUUUGCAAUACCAAGGAUAUAAAUUGCAUAAGCCUUCUCGGGAACGUAAAACUGACGAUGAGCAAACAACUGUUGGUCCUUCGGUUGAGUUCAGAUUUGCAUAUUCGCUAUUGGAAAAGUUAAUUCAAUAUUCCGAUCGUGCGACUGUAAACAUGAAAAUCUUGAAACCCUCCGCUAUCUUUAGCCGGCGGACAUCUUUCAGGACAUCAAGCAGAGAUAUCAAAUUCUUCUCAAAGGUUGUUCUGCCACUGAUGGAAAAAUAUUUUUCGACUCAUCGAAAUUAUUUUAUAGCUGUUGCCACAGCGACUAAUAAUAUAGGCGCCGCUAGUUUGAAAGAAAAAGAAAUGGUAGCGGCGUUAUUCUGUAAACUCGCCAGUCUUCUUAGAAGUCGGCUGUCUGCCUUCGGGGCAGAUGUGCGCAUAACUGUGCGUUGUCUCCAAGUGUUAGUCAAGUGCAUCGAUGCGAAAACACUGGUCAAAAACUGUCCCGAAUUUAUCAGGACAUCGAUGUUGACCUUCUUCAAUAAUACGGCUGACGACUUGACUCACACAAUAACAAAUUUACAAGAAGGAAAAUAUAGUCACUUACGUGGUACACAUCUCAAGACUUCCACUUCAUUAUUUUACAUAAAUUCAGUGGUGUUACCUGUUCUAACUGCUAUGUUCGAUCAUUUGGCCAAUUGCGAAUAUGGAAGUGAUCUCUUACUCGACGAGGUUCAGGUGGCUUCAUAUAAAAUACUGGGAGCAUUGUAUAUAUUGGGUACUGAUCCGAAUUUGACUCACGAUCGAAAAUAUUUGAAGACUGAAAUGGAGCGGUACAAGCCAGCAUUAGGAUCUUGUUUAGGAGCAUUCAGUUCCACUUUUCCAGUUGCUUAUCUUGAGCCUCACUUAAAUAAACACAACCAAUUCUCUUUACUCAAUAGAAUUGCAGAUCAUUCAUUAGAAGCACAAGACAUAAUGGCGAGAAUGGAAAACAUAAUGCCAACAUUAGAAACAGUUUUAAGCGAAGUAGAUCAGUUCAUUGAAAGUGAAAAGACCUAUACAGACACUCCUCAUAUUAUCGACGUGAUAAUGCCCAUGUUGUGCUCAUAUUUGCCAUUUUGGUGGAGUCAGGGACCAGACAAUGUGAGUCCAACUGGUGGUAACCAUGUCACAAUGGUGACAGCCGAGCAUAUGAAUCAGCUCCUUAAGAACGUCUUAAAAUUGAUUAAAAAGAACAUUGGUAACGAAAAUUCACCUUGGAUGACGCGCAUAGCUGCGUACACGCAACAAAUAAUCAUCAACAGUAGCGAAGAGCUUCUGAAGGAUCCAUUUUUGCCAUUAGCAGAACGAGUCAAAAAAAGAACUGAAAUGUUGUUCCAUAAGGAAGAGAGUUUGCGUGGAUUUAUCAAAAGUUCUACAGACGACACUUCUCAGAUUGAAGCCCAGAUUCAAGAAGAUUGGCAACUUCUUGUAAGGGACAUCUAUUCAUUUUAUCCUUUACUCAUCAAGUACGUGGAUCAACAACGUAUGCAUUGGUUACGUCAUAAUGUAGUAGAAGCCGAACACUUGUACCAUUAUGUAGCAGACAUAUUUAAUAUUUGGUCUAAGUCUCAGUACUUCUUGCGCGAGGAACAAAAUUUCAUUUCGGCUAAUGAAAUUGAUAAUAUGGUCUUGAUCAUGCCUACUGCCACAAGACGUACCGCGAUUCCCGAUGGCUCCCAACCCUCUGUUGGAAAGGUAAAGAAAAAGAAGAAACAUCGCGACAAGAAACGGGACAAAGACAAAGAAAUACAGGCUUCCCUAAUGGUGGCCUGUUUAAAACGUUUGCUACCAGUUGGUUUGAAUCUUUUCGCUGGUAGGGAACAAGAACUUGUGCAACAUUGUAAAGAUCGUUUCUUGAAGAAAAUGCCGGAGUACGAUAUUAUCGAUUUUGCUAAAACCCAACUCACUUUACCCGAUAAAAUUGAUCCAGCCGACGAAAUGUCAUGGCAGCAUUAUCUCUACAGCCAGCUUGGUACCAAGAAAAGCAUCGCGAUCAGCACGGCUGUAGAUAACAAUGGUAAAAGUCAACUAGAGGAGACGGUGGAAAGGAUAGUCGCUAUGAGUAAAGUCUUGUAUGGUUUACAUAUGAUUGAUCAUCCUCAGCAACAGCAAAAGGGCAUACACCGCAGUGUUAUAUCAAUGCAAAGAAAACGUGCUGUACUUUCAUGCUUCAGACAGGCGUCGUUGCAUAGUUUGCCGAGACAUCGAGCUAUAAAUAUCUAUAUUCGUUCUUACUGUGAAUUGUGGUUGCAAGAUGAAAAUACAGGUCAAGAAGUGAUGAUUGAAGAUCUCACUCAGAGCUUUGAAGACGCUGAACUUAAUAAGAAAGAGGCACAAGAAGAGGAAGGAAAACCUGACCCUUUGACUCAGUUAGUUACAACGUUCUGUAGGGGUGCCAUGACUGAAAGAUCUGGGGCAUUACAGGAAGAUCCUUUGUACAUGAGUUACGCAGAGAUAAUUGCAAAAUCAUGUGGCGAAGAGGAGGAAGAAGGUGAAGAAGAAGGAGGUGAAGGAGAAGAAGGCGGGGCAUCUAUACAUGAACAAGAAAUGGAAAAGCAGAAACUAUUAUUCCACCAAGCCCGAUUAGCCAACAGAGGCGUCGCUGAAAUGGUUCUGCUACAUAUAUCAGCAUGCAAGGGGGUACCAUCGGACAUGGUAAUGAUGACCUUGCAGUUGGGUAUUUCGAUAUUGCGCGGUGGCAACUCAGACAUCCAGAUGGGUAUGCUUACUCAUCUAAAAGAAAAGAAAGAUGUCGGCUUCUUUACAAGCAUAGCAGGUUUGAUGAAUAGUUGCAGCGUACUAGACCUUGACGCCUUUGAAAGAAAUACUAAAGCUGAAGGCCUAGGUGUCGGAUCUGAAGGUGCCGCCGGUGAAAAGAACAUGCAUGACGCCGAAUUUACAUGUGCUCUAUUUAGAUUUAUACAAUUGACCUGUGAAGGGCACAAUUUGGAAUGGCAGAAUUAUCUUCGUACUCAAGCGGGUAAUACUACAACCGUGAACGUAGUCAUAUGCACCGUAGACUAUCUUUUGAGGCUGCAAGAAUCAAUUAUGGACUUCUACUGGCAUUAUUCAAGCAAAGAGCUUAUCGAUCCAGCUGGUAAAGCAAACUUUUUCAAAGCCAUUGGUGUCGCUAGUCAAGUUUUCAACACAUUAACUGAAGUUAUUCAAGGACCUUGUACUCAAAAUCAACAGGCAUUAGCUCAUUCGAGACUAUGGGAUGCAGUGGGAGGUUUCCUGUUUCUGUUCUCUCAUAUGCAGGAUAAACUUUCCAAACAUUCCAGUCAAGUCGAUUUACUAAAAGAACUACUAAAUCUUCAAAAAGACAUGAUAACCAUGAUGUUGUCAAUGCUUGAGGGCAACGUAGUAAAUGGAACGAUAGGUAAACAGAUGGUGGACACCCUCGUAGAAAGUGCAUCAAACGUAGAAUUGAUUCUCAAAUAUUUUGACAUGUUUUUGAAAUUGAAAGAUCUAACAUCGUCGGCCAGCUUCCAAGAAAUAGAUAUAAACAACGACGGUUGGAUUUAUCCCAAAGAUUUUAAAGAGAAAAUGGAACAACAAAAGAGCUACACACCUGAAGAAAUUGAAUUCUUGCUCAUGUGCUGCGAAACGAAUCAUGACGGGAAAAUCGAUUACGUUGGUUUCAUUGAUCGAUUUCACGAGCCGGCUAAAGAGAUCGGCUUCAACUUGGCUGUAUUACUAACGAACUUAGCGGAACACAUGCCAAACGAACCCAGACUAGCGAGGUUCUUGGAGACAGCCGGUUCUGUCCUCAACUAUUUCCAACCUUUUCUUGGACGUAUUGAAAUCUUGGGUAGCAGCAAACGUAUCGAACGAGUCUACUUUGAGAUAAAAGAAUCUAAUAUUGAACAGUGGGAGAAGCCUCAAAUUAAAGAAUCAAAACGUGCAUUCUUUUAUUCUAUAGUUACAGAAGGCGGAGACAAGGAGAAAUUAGAAGCAUUUAUUAACUUCUGCGAAGAUGCAAUUUUUGAAAUGCAACACGCCAGUGGACUCAUGGCAAUUGAAGAUUCUGGAGGGCCAGGACAACAGCGAGCUACCAGUUAUAAUUAUAUGACCGAAGACGACUUCGACGGAAAAUCGAAAGAUCCAAUUCGAAGAGGCAUUCAAGCAGUAAAAGACGGUAUAAGGCAUGGAUUAUCAGCCUUGAGCCCAUCAAACCUAAAACACAAGUUUGCGGAGAUGCAAAAAAUGUCCUUCCUUGAACUUUUCGUCGGUUUUUUCAAAUUGAUCUUCUACGCGUUUUAUUACUCCGGUUAUGGCGUUUCUAUCAUUUUAGGGUUCUUCUUCAAGAUUCUAAUGUUUUUGAUGCGGGGUCCGCAAACGGAAGAACAAGUAAUUGAAAUUAAGGAAGAAGAGAAAACGGGACCGAUGCGGGUGUUACCUGCUUUACCGGCAGCUUCUGAAGAACCUAACAACCAGGUGCAAGCAUUUGGAUUAGAUAUAGCAAAAGAUGAAAACCAAAUAAAAUUGGCUCCACACGAGUCUCCGACUAGUACAUCACCAUCUUCAGGUGAAGGUGAGGGUGAAACAAGUACUGAAGAAGGCGUAGAAGGUCACGUAGAAUCUGAAACACCUGAAACUCCGGUUACUUUACAAGAUUUGUUAGGUGGUGAAGCAGCUAGAAGAGCAGCUCAGGAAAAAGCCGAAGCCCAAGCCGCCCAACAAGCCGCCAUGCAAGCUAUCGAGAUGGAGCAAAAGCAAGAAGUAAUAACAGAAAAAUCCGCUGUCUCUCAAAUUAAUUUUGGCGCCUAUGGUCAGAGAGCAGUUUCAUUCCUUGCCAGAAACUUUUACAACUUGAAAUACGUUGCUCUCGUCUUGGCAUUCUGUAUAAAUUUCAUGCUCCUUUUCUAUAAGGUAUCAACAUUAGGUGGAGAAGAAAAUGGUAGUGGAAAUGGUAAAGAGUCAAAUAUAAUUAUAUCAGGUGAAGGAAGUGGAUCAGGUGGAGGAGAAUCUUCUGAAGAAGAAGAUGCAGUCGAACUGGUUCAUGUUGAUGAAGACUUUUAUUACAUGGAGCAUGUUAUGCGACUGGCGGCUCUACUUCAUUCGCUUGUAUCCCUCUGCAUGCUGAUAGCUUAUUAUCAUUUAAAGGUACCUUUGGCAAUAUUUAAAAGAGAAAAAGAAAUAGCUAGACGACUGGAAUUCGAAGGAUUAUACAUUGCGGAACAACCAGAAGACGACGACUUAAAAUCGCAUUGGGAUAAACUUGUAAUAUCAGCAAAGUCUUUCCCUGUUAAUUACUGGGAUAAGUUUGUAAAGAAAAAGGUGCGACAAAAAUACAGCGAAACUUACGAUUUCGAAUCAAUAAGCAAUCUUCUAGGUAUGGAGAAGACUUCAUUCAUGGCUCAGGAUACUGAAGAAGGAAAUAACAGCAUUUUCUAUUACAUAAUGAAUAUCGACUGGCGUUAUCAAAUUUGGAAAGGUGGUGUGACAAUCACCGAUAACUCUUUCCUUUAUUCAUUGUGGUACUUCACGUUUUCGAUACUCGGUAACUUCAAUUUGUUCUUUUUCGCUGCUCACCUAUUGGAUGUAGCUGUUGGUUUUAAAACUCUGAGAACGAUCCUGCAGUCCGUAACGCACAAUGGCAAACAGUUAGUAUUAACGGUGAUGCUAUUAACAAUCAUUGUCUACAUCUACACGGUGAUAGCUUUCAACUUCUUCAGGAAAUUCUACGUUCAGGAAGAGGACGAAGAGGUUGACAAAAAAUGUCACGACAUGCUUACGUGUUUUGUCUUCCAUCUUUAUAAAGGCGUAAGAGCUGGAGGUGGCAUUGGUGAUGAAAUUGAACCACCGGACGGUGACGACUAUGAAGUUUGGCGUAUCCUAUUUGAUAUCACUUUCUUUUUCUUUGUUAUCGUCAUUUUACUGGCUAUUAUUCAAGGUUUGAUCAUUGAUGCCUUUGGUGAGCUUCGUGAUCAACUGGAAAGCGUAAAGGAAGAUAUGGAAUCGAACUGUUUUAUUUGUGGCAUAGGAAAAGAUUAUUUUGAUAAAGUUCCCCAUGGAUUUGAUACACAUGUACAACAAGAGCACAAUUUGGCGAAUUAUAUGUUCUUCCUUAUGCACUUAAUUAAUAAACCGGAUACGGAAUAUACCGGUCAAGAAACUUACGUUUGGAAUAUGUACCAACAACGUUGUUGGGACUUCUUCCCUGUAGGAGAUUGCUUCCGUAAACAAUACGAAGAUGAACUAGGCGGAGGAGGUGGUUAAAAUACAAUCCACAUAUAUUAAUUAAAACGAACGUUUUUAAUGUGAGAAUAUCCCACACACAAUACUAGGUAAUUUUUAAAAUAUUUUACAGUUAAGAUUUUAAUUGGUUAUUCCCUAUGCAUAAUUAAUUAAAAGAGGUUUGCCAUAAACUAUUCAUUAAUACUGGAAUUUUGUCUAGUUGAUUAUUUCUUUAAAAAAUAAAAAUUAA
This is a messenger RNA of Agrilus planipennis (emerald ash borer), 15703 nucleotides long. It is a transcript of the gene RyR, whose product is annotated as ryanodine receptor. Gene Ontology annotation, molecular function: ryanodine-sensitive calcium-release channel activity; protein binding. The transcript has 72 exons. Gene Ontology annotation, biological process: intracellular calcium ion homeostasis; calcium ion transmembrane transport. Bases 124 to 15495 code for a protein of 5123 amino acids. Gene Ontology annotation, cellular component: sarcolemma; smooth endoplasmic reticulum; Z disc. NCBI's taxonomy places the organism in Eukaryota, Metazoa, Arthropoda, Insecta, Coleoptera, Buprestidae. The record is from RefSeq and is a predicted model, not a curated record.